This is a messenger RNA of Teleopsis dalmanni, 2319 nucleotides long. It is a transcript of the gene ple, whose product is annotated as tyrosine 3-monooxygenase. Gene Ontology annotation, cellular component: axon; cytoplasm; perikaryon. The transcript is spliced from 7 exons. NCBI's taxonomy places the organism in Eukaryota, Metazoa, Arthropoda, Insecta, Diptera, Diopsidae. Gene Ontology annotation, molecular function: iron ion binding; tyrosine 3-monooxygenase activity. The record is from RefSeq and is a predicted model, not a curated record. Gene Ontology annotation, biological process: dopamine biosynthetic process from tyrosine. Bases 539 to 2290 code for a protein of 583 amino acids.
UUCGCUAUCAUUCGCUCUUAAGACUUGCUUCUUCUUUGGUUAAGUGCCGCUGUUUGUAGUAAUUACAUUAGCUUUUCUGCCUAAUUGUCAAAUCAAAAAGGAUAUAAAAGUUAAAAUUUUACGUAAAAUAAAUAAAUUAUAAAUAAAUCGAAAAGUUUACUUAACAUUCACUAAAGUUGUUUAAAAGUUUCGAGAUAUUAACGGUUGACAACGUGAUAAUAAACACACUCAAAAAGGAUUUCUAUCGUCCUGUUGGUGCUACUAUAAUAAGAAAAAGAUUUUUCAAUAAAAUUACAAUUUUGUGAAAAAUUCUAAAGCUGAUUAAGACACAAGCAGUUCUAGAAGUUAACAGAAAUUGGAGAGCAAGGAACAAAAUAAGCAGUGCAAAGUGUUAUUCUAAAGGCUUAUUUCCUACAACACGAGCGAGAAUUCUAUUCUUUAAAACACACACAAAAAGUAUCUAAAGUGCUUAAUACUUUUAUAAAUUUUUGAAUUUUUUAAUCUUCAACUUACAACAACAACAAAAAACUAUAACAAAAUGAUGGCCGUAGCUGCAGCACAAAAGAACCGCGAAAUGUUCGCUAUCAAAAAAUCAUACAGCAUUGAGAAUGGUUAUCCAUCACGCCGCCGCUCUUUGGUAGAUGAUGCACGCUUCGAAAGUUUGGUAGUCAAGCAGACCAAACAAACUGUUUUGGAGGAAGCACGCACCAAAGCUAAUGAUGCCUCUUUGGAAGAAUGCAUUCUGCAAGCCAAAGGCGAGCACGUUCCAGCUGAGCAACAGAUUGAUUUGCAAAAUGCAGAAAAUGUUGAAAUUCCCGCUGAUCUGGAAGUGAAUGAUGAACAAGAUUUUAUUGAAGACAAUGAAACCUAUUUCCAUGCUGAAGACAAUUCCUCAGCUCAAGAGGGUCAUAACAAUACUGAACAAUCCAACAACAACUCUGAUGAUGCCGGCUUAACUGAAGAUGAAAUUGUUUUGGCAAAUGCUGCUUCUGAAUCAGCUGAAGCUGAGAAUGCCAUGCAAAGUGCUGCUUUAGUGGUACGUCUUAAGGAGGGCAUCUCCUCAUUGGGUCGCAUACUUAAAGCAAUUGAAACUUUCCAUGGCGCUGUACAACACGUUGAGUCACGUCAAUCACGCGAACAAGGUGUUGAACACGAUGUACUCAUCAAAUUGGAUAUGACACGUGGCAAUUUGUUACAAUUGAUCCGUUCACUACGUCAAUCUGGUAGCUUCAGCAGCAUUAAUUUGUUAGCUGAAAACAAUAUCAGUGUUAAGGCACCUUGGUUCCCCAAGCAUGCCUCUGAAUUGGAUAACUGCAAUCACUUGAUGACCAAAUACGAACCAGAUUUGGAUAUGAAUCAUCCAGGUUUUGCUGACAAAGUCUAUCGUCAACGUCGUAAGGAAAUUGCUGAAAUUGCUUUUGCUUACAAAUAUGGUGAUCCAAUUCCAUACAUCACUUACACCGAUGUCGAAGUCAAGACAUGGCGUUCAGUAUUCCGUACUGUUUUGGAUUUGGCACCAAAACAUGCUUGCGCUGAAUAUCGUGCCGCUUUCAAGAAAUUGCAAGACGAGAAAAUCUUCGUUGAUGAACGUUUGCCACAAUUGCAAGAAAUGUCUGACUUUUUACGUAAGAACACUGGUUUCACAUUGCGUCCAGCUGCUGGUUUAUUGACUGCUCGUGACUUCUUGGCUUCAUUGGCUUUCCGUAUUUUCCAGAGCACACAAUAUGUGCGCCACGUUAAAUCACCAUACCACACCCCAGAACCUGAUACAAUUCAUGAAUUGCUUGGACACAUGCCACUCUUAGCUGAUCCCAGCUUUGCACAAUUCUCGCAAGAGAUUGGCUUGGCUUCGUUGGGUGCCUCUGAUGAAGAAAUCGAAAAGUUGUCCACUAUUUACUGGUUCACUGUUGAAUUCGGUCUCUGCAAGGAACACGGUGAAGUAAAAGCUUAUGGUGCUGGUCUCCUCUCCUCAUACGGCGAACUUUUGCAUGCUAUCAGCGACAAGUGCGAACAUCGUGCUUUCGAACCAGCAUCCACCGCUGUACAACCCUAUCAAGAUCAGGAAUACCAACCCAUCUACUAUGUGGCCGACAGUUUCGAAGAUGCCAAAGAGAAAUUCCGUCGCUGGGUAUCCACCAUGUCACGACCAUUCGAAGUACGCUUCAAUCCACACACUGAACGCGUCGAAAUCCUCGACUCAGUUGAGAAAUUGGACACACUCGUACACCAGAUGAACACCGAAAUUCUACAUUUGACAAAUGCUAUUGCAAAAUUGAGGCGUCCAUUCUAAGCUCAUUCUAAGGUCAUUUACCAAAAAAA